Molecule: messenger RNA, 2190 nt
Organism: Heteronotia binoei (common prickly gecko)
Lineage: Eukaryota; Metazoa; Chordata; Lepidosauria; Squamata; Gekkonidae
Gene: SUOX
Product: sulfite oxidase
Exons: 4
Coding region: 132-1775 (547 amino acids)
Cellular component (GO): mitochondrion
Molecular function (GO): molybdenum ion binding; heme binding; oxidoreductase activity
Source: RefSeq, a predicted model, not a curated record
AGGGCGGGGGGCCUCCUCCUCCGCGAGACUCUAAGAGCCCUUUUAUUUGCAAGGCGGAGGCUCAGCUGCGGCCGCGUCACGCUUCGGAUUUUUUUCUUGGAGACUCGGCUUGGCUCAAAGGCUUGGACAAGAUGCUGCCAAUCCGAAUCAGCAGGAGUGGCUUCUGCACCCUCCAGAAGACUUACUGGUUGAAGACCUCCCCUGCAGUCUGCUUGGCUUGGUCGCCCUACCACUCCCAUGGCACUUGGAACAAUGCUGGAAACACGCGACACAGGUUUCUGGUAGUAGCCGGUGCUGGCCUGGGAAUAGGCACCAUCUUGGCCUAUGGAGACCACCGUCGACGGGCUGCUGAGGUUGACCCCUCAGAGUCUACAUCCGGGCCUCCAUUUCCUGUCUUCACACGGCAGGAAGUGGCUCUCCACCACAGUGAGGCUGAUCGAGUAUGGGUGACCUACGGUAGCGAUGUGUUCGAUGUUACAGAUUUUGUAGAGUUGCAUCCUGGGGGGAAAAGCAAGAUUCUCCUGGCAGCAGGAGGUGCUCUCGAACCUUUUUGGGCUCUCUAUGCUAUGCAUAAACAGGAGCAUGUGCUGGAGCUUCUUCAAGGGUACAAAGUGGGGGAGCUGAGUCCAGAAGAGCCUCCCCUGCCGACCCCAGGAGACCCUUAUGCGGAGGAUCCUCAACGACACCCUGCCCUUAAAGUCAACACUUUAAAGCCCUUCAAUGCAGAACCUCCUUCAGAGCUGCUUGCAGAGAACUAUCUGACUCCCAACCAGCUCUUUUUCAAGCGCAACCACUUUCCCGUCCCAGUGGUGGACCCUGCUACCUACCGGCUGCAUGUACAGGAUAUCUUUGGCCGGACACUGACUCUUUCUCUGCAGGACCUGAAAAGCAAGUUUCCUAAGCACAAAGUGAUUGCCACAGUGCAGUGUGCUGGCAAUCGCCGCGGAGAGAUGAAUACUGUUCAGAAUACGAACCGGCUAGGUUGGGACAUUGGGGCUAUUAGUACGGCAUGCUGGGGUGGCGUCCGCCUUCGAGAUGUCCUGAUGCAUGCUGGGUACAGGCAAAGUGAUGAGGGCCAUGUCAGCUUUGAAGGACUGGACAAAGAUCAGAGUGGCACUGUUUAUGGUGCCUCCAUCCCUUUUAAGAAAGCGAUGGACCCUGAAGGGGACGUCCUCCUGGCUUAUGAAAUGAAUGGGGAUGAGGUGCCUUGUGAUCACGGGUUCCCUCUCCGAGUAGUCGUGCCAGGGAUAGUGGGUGCUCGAAAUGUCAAGUGGCUGGCCCGAAUUUCAGUGGGUCCAGAGGAAAGCCAAAGUCACUGGCAGCAGAAGGAUUAUAAAGGAUUCUCUCCUGCCGUGACUUGGGACAAUGUGGAUUUUUCCAAGGCCCCUGCCAUCCAAGAGAUGCCAGUCCAGUCGGCCAUCACUGAACCAUCCCCUAAUGCCUCUGUCUCCCCUGGAGAACUCACGGUGAAAGGCUAUGCAUGGAGUGGAGGUGGGCGAGGUGUUAUCCGUGUGGAUGUCUCACUGGAUGGUGGGAAGAGCUGGCAUGAGGCAAAGCUAACUGGGGAGGCACAGUCACCUGGCCGAGCCUGGGCAUGGAAGCUGUGGGAAUUAACUGCCACUGUGCCUCCUAGUACCAAGGAGCUGAAUAUUGUCUGCAAGGCUGUGGACAGCAGCUACAACGAGCAGCCUAACUCAGUGGGACCCAUCUGGAACAUUUUGGGAGUGCUCAACAAUGCUUGGCAUCGGGUGCACGUCUCUGUUGGGGAAGACUAAGGGGAGCGGCUCUGGAUUGUUUUCCUUCUGCUAUCAAGGUCCCUUAAACAAGCACAGAACAUGAGUGAAGAUCUUCAGUGGGAUCUUAGGAUCUCAGUGCCUUUCUUCUUGCUACACAUUGGUCCCAGCUUGUUGCAGUAGCAAUUCCUUAUCUUUGAACUGCUUUCAAGGGUGUAUGGUGGGCUCAGAGGGUCAUCUUGCUACUUAACUGCAGUAGGUAUCUCUGCCUAUCUUGGAAAUUUGGCACUGGCCUUUUUUCACAACUUGAAGUCUCUCCGAGAGCAUAUCGGAACUGCUUGUUGGAUGCGCUUAAUUUAGGGUUUUGUUUCAGGGUUUUUUGCAUUGUGUUUUUCAAUCUGGAUUGCUGUGUUGUCACAUGGUGAGGUUCCUAAAAAUAUGAAUGUUCCUUUCCCUA